AUGACGCUCCGGUUGCUGGCGUCGAGCUUGCUGGGCUUGAGCGCAUCGCUCGCCAGCGCCAGCACCGACGGCAACCAGAGACCUCUCUCCGACUAUGCGCAUUCAUGUCCUGAUUAUACGCGAUACGCUACAUAUAUCCAUCGACCCUUGAGCACCGGCCCUAGAGCUUUACCCUACCAACGACCGAGCCCCAAAUGUCGGACCUUUCAAUCACCAGCGAUCGAAAAGGUCAUCGAGGAUGUCACAUCACGCAUGACAGACCCAGAUCUGGCGCGCCUCUUUGAGAAUGCAUUCCCUUCGACGACGGACACUACGGUCAAGUUCCACACCAAGGGCAAGUCAGAGACUGGCUUCUUCCGCAUGGGAAGCUUUGGAGGAUUCCAUGACGACGAGGCUUGGCAAGGACCACAGUCCUUCAUUAUCACCGGCGACAUUAUUGCUGAAUGGCUGCGAGACUCGACAAAUCAGCUGAGACCUUACCAACCUUUGGCCAACAAAGACACCGCUGUCCAUACACUACUCCUAGGCGCCAUCAACACGCAGGCCGAGUAUGUUAUCGAGUCGCCUUACUGCAAUGCCUUCCAGCCACCGCCCAUCAGCGAACUACCCAUCUCGUCUAAUGGCCAGGAUGAUGUCGUGCACCCUGCCUACGAGCCACAGGCCGUCUUUGAGUGCAAGUACGAGCUGGAUUCCCUCGCACACUUCCUCGCCCUUGGCAACGACUUUUACGAGCACACGGAUUCGCUCGAAUUUCUAAACAAGAGGUGGUAUCGCGCCGUUGACACGCUGCUGGGCGUGCUGGAGCAGCAGUCCAAGUCGACGUUUGACCCCGAGACGGGCAAAUAUCGACGCAACGAGUAUACCUUCCAGCGUCGUACUGAUCUCGGAACAGAGACGCUGAAUCUGAGAGGUGAGGGCAACCCUCUCAACUGGGGAACUGGAUUGGUCCGGUCAGCGUUCCGUCCCAGUGACGAUGCUACGAUUCUUGGCUUCUUCAUCCCCGCCAACGCUCAGAUGUCGGUGGAACUGAAGCGAACGGCUGCACUCCUCACGAAAGCUGGCAAGACAACGCUGGCCAAGACGCUGGAGGAAUGGAGCCAGAAGAUCCGGGACGGCGUGAUGGAGCAUGGUGUGGUCAAGCACAAGAAGUAUGGCGAUGUAUUCGCGUACGAGGUAGACGGGUACGGAUCGACAAUCCUCAUGGAUGAUGCCAACUAUCCUUCGUUGUUGGCUCUUCCCCUGAUGGGAUUCUGCGACGUGGAUGACCCGAUAUACCAAAACACACGGAAGAUGCUACUGGACAAGGGUGGGAACCCUUACUACUUGGAAGGAAAGGCCUUCAAGGGUAUUGGAGGCCCUCACAUUGGUUUGAGGAACGCAUGGCCAAUGAGUCUCCUCAUCCAAGCCCGAACCACGAGCAACGAGACCGAGAUCAAAGAGUGUUUGGACCUAGUGCUCGACUCGGCCAAGCUAGGUCUGGUCCACGAGAGUAUUGAUGUACAGCAUAUUUCGCAGUACACAAGAAGUUGGUUCGCAUGGGCCAAUGGUGUAUUUGCAUCAACGAUUCUGGAUCUCGCAAAGAGAAAGCCGCACUUGAUAUUCGGCGAGGGCGCCGAACCGUAUGAGAUAUGA
Molecule: messenger RNA, 1632 nt
Organism: Fusarium keratoplasticum
Lineage: Eukaryota; Fungi; Ascomycota; Sordariomycetes; Hypocreales; Nectriaceae
Exons: 3
Coding region: 1-1632 (543 amino acids)
Biological process (GO): carbohydrate metabolic process
Source: RefSeq, a predicted model, not a curated record